This is a messenger RNA of Acanthosepion pharaonis, 1554 nucleotides long. The record is from the annotation of a GenBank genome assembly. NCBI's taxonomy places the organism in Eukaryota, Metazoa, Mollusca, Cephalopoda, Sepiida, Sepiidae.
AUGUGUAAUAUCUAUCUAUCUAUCUAUCUAUCUAUUUCAGUUUGUUUUAUCUAUCUAUUUAUCUAUCUCAGUUUCUUCAUUAUCUAUCUUUAUGGCUAUCAGCCUAUCCAUAUCUAUGUAUGUAUGUAUGUAUGUAUCUAUCUCAAUGUAUCCAUUUCUAUCUAUCUAUCUAUCUAUCUAUCUCAAUUUGUUCAUAUCUAUCUUUUGUUCAUAUCUAUCUAUCUAUCUAUCUAUCUCAUUUUGUUCAUAUCUAUCUAUCAUUCUAUCUCAGGUUUUUCUAUCUAUUUAUCUAUCUCUGUUCAUAUCUAUCUAUCUAUCUAUCUAUCUCAAUUUGUUCAUAUCUAUCUUUCGUUCAUAUCUAAGUUUGUUCAUAUCUAUCUAUCUAUCUAUCUAUCUAUCUCAUUUUGUUCAUAUCUAUCUAUCAUUCUAUCUCAGGUUUUUCUAUCUAUUUAUCUAUCUCUGUUCAUAUCUAUCUAUCUAUCUAUCUAUCUAUCUAUCUAUCUAUCUAUCUAUCUAUCUCAGUUUGUUCCUAUCUAUCUAUCUAUCUAUCUAUCUAUCUAUCUAUCUAUCUAUCUAUAUGUCUCUUUUCUUUCUUUCUUUUUCUUUCUUUCUUUAUUUUUCUUUCUUUCUCUCUUUCUUUCUUUCUUUCGUUCUCUUUUUUAUCUUCCUCGUUUCCUUACAUAUUUUCUGGCGUUUAUAAGUAUUCUUUCUUUCUUUCUUUUCUUUUUUCUGUCUUCCUUUCUUUCUUUCUUUUUUUCUUUCUUUCUUUCUUUCUUUCUUUCUUUCAUUAUCAUUCUCUCAUAUUUUAAUUAUGAUUCUUUUCUUUCUUUCUUUCUUUCUUUCUUUCUUUCUCGUUUCCUUAUCUUUUCUUUUCUGUCUUCCUUCCUUCCUUCUUUCCUUCCUUCCUUCCUUCCUUCCUUCAUUCAUUCAUUCAUUCAUUCAUUCCUCUCUCUUUCUCUCUUCCUUUCUUUCAUUCUUCUUUAUGCUCAUUAUUCUUCUUCAUUUUCUUUCUUCUCUCUUUCUUUCUUUCGUUCUUUCUUUCGUUCUUUCUUUCUUUCAUUCUUUCUUUCUUUCUGUCUGUCUGUUUCUUUCUUUCUUUCUGUCUGUCUGUAUCUUUCUUUCUUGCAUUAUUUUUUAAAAUUUAUAUCAUUCAUUUUUUUCGGGUUUUGUGCAUAUUUUUUCUUCCUUUUUUUUUCAAAAAUAAUUCCUUCCUUCCCCUAUUCUCCUUUUCUUUUCUCCUUCAUAUUUCUUAUUCCUUUAGCGUUCUUCAAACACAAAAGUUUCCUUCCUCACACUUCUUAUUUACUGCUUCAUUCAUUUACCGAUUUGACUCUUUUUUACAUCGAAAAAUCUUCAACUCAAGUGUGUCCUAUACCGCCUUCUUUAUACCAUGAAAGAAACAAGAAUGCAUCUCCUAAUGUCUGUAACAUGACGAAUAUAUUUUCUCAUCUUCUUGCCUCUAUUCCAUCUACCCUAAGGUGCAUGACACAUUACAAUCCCAUCUUAUUGCAGCCCGGGGGCGUCGUCUCUGGGCGAACAGUUUUCUCCACCUGA